AUGUCUUAUUAUUCGCCAUCUAAGUAGUAGUUUAAUUAACCACUCGUUAGUGAUUAUGAGGGAUAAAUGACAACAAAAAUAGGAAUUUUAAGGAAGGAAUUUUCGGAAUUGGAUAUUAGCCAUGAAGAAUAUUUAACUAAAAUUGAACUAUUUAAUAUUUUAGAUACUAAAAUUGGUAAAGCCUUCGAUAGAGAUUUAGGUGAAUAGCUUUAUCAAGAAGUAAAAAAAGAUUAAGAAGGCAAAGUCUUAGUUGAUGAUUUCAUAAAAGUAGUUUUAUAAGCUGAAAAAAUUUUGUAUUCUAAAAUACACAACACAAAGAAGGCUUUAGAUGAUAUUUACAUUGAAAGAAAAAAUUAUAUUACUAAGCUUGAAGAAGUAAGCAAAACGGAAGUAUUAAAUAAUUAUGGUGUUAUGCAGGGUGCUUAUCUAGAAGUUACAGUUAUUUCAGGUAGAAACUUGAGUUAUAAUGGAUCUCAAACAGACCCUUUUAUAACUAUGAUACUAAGUGGUUAGAAAUUUGAAACAGGAGCUAGUAGUUAUAAUCCAAACUAAACCUAUACUUGGUAGAAUGCAUCUCAUAAAUUCUAAGUUUUUACAGGUUAGGAAAGACUCUAAGUUUUCAUUACAGAUUUUGAUUAGUAUACAAAAGAAAAUUUUAUUGGAUAGAUUGACAUUCCCUUAAAAGAUUUAGAUGAUCAAUAUUUAAGAACAAAAGAAUAUUAAAUCUAUAACUAAAAUGGAGCUAUUUUGAGAGAUAGCUUUUUAGUAUUGUAGCUUUAGUAUGUUCAUUCAAAUAUUAAAUUUCUAGAAACUAUAUUAGCUUAAAAAAAUUAAGAAAUUUAAAAUAUUGCAGAUGAUUUAAUAUAAUACGAAAGAGAUAUUGAAAUUUUAUACUAGCCUUUUAAAACUUUGUAAAGAUUCCAAAGAGAUCCUUUACCAAUGAUGAGAGAUACAAAUAGUGGAUACCUUAUGAACAAUAACUUAGCAUAAACAGGUGGCAUAAAAAACCUUAGAGUACAAAGAGAAAACGAACAAAUAAAAUCAGUUCCUCUAGAUGUCUCAAAGUUUUCAAACGUAGAAUUGUAUACUCGUAUAUUAACAAUAAGUUUAUUAGUCAUAUUGCUAAUUGAAUUUUUCGAAAAGAGUCCAUAUUAUGAUCUUCUGAUCAUAUUCUAUUAUGUAGGUAAGUAUGAGUUGAACGAACUUAAUGAAGAUUCCUGCAUAAAAAUCAUAACUGCCUAUAUAUUCUCAAUACUUUUUGAAAUAUUUUGGUUAAUUUUCUUUGCUGAGCACUGGUGGAACCCUCAAGAGAAGCAGAUGUAUGAUUCAAUGCUAGACUCUGGAUUUAGAAAAGCUAACGUUGUCAUUUGUUUUAUUACUGUUAUUAAUAAGAUAUUCUUAGUUGCUUGUUUUUGGGGAUUAGUGUAAUAUUUCAAGAAUAAUCCUAUGGAGGAAUAGCUUUAAUUGAUUAAAAGUAAAAAUUAAAUCAGUCCUCGUAGAUAAUUUUUACAAGAAUAAAGACCUUACUUAGAAAACUAGGAUUUUAAAGUUGACAAGAUUUUUAUUACUCCUGAAAAAAUAAAUACAAACAAAAGUUAUAUUACUUACCAAGAUUAAAGUGCUAAUUAAUACAAUUAAUAUUAUCAGCCCAAAUAUUGA
This is a messenger RNA of Tetrahymena thermophila SB210, 1659 nucleotides long. RefSeq names its product C2 domain protein. Lineage: Eukaryota; Ciliophora; Oligohymenophorea; Hymenostomatida; Tetrahymenidae. The record is from RefSeq and is a predicted model, not a curated record. The transcript is spliced from 8 exons.